CAAGCCGUAUCCAAAAUCACUUUCCUCCCCUAUAAAAUACACACAUACUCUUCAAAAAAGAAAAGAAACAAAGACAGUCAAGAAUGACUACUCAUAGAACAAGAAAUUUUAAUAGUUCAUUCAUUCUAAUUUCAUCUUCUUCACUUCUAUUUAUGAUUCUCUUAGCUACAAAAAGUUAUGGAAAUUGCGAUUUCGAGGCCAUUUUCAACUUCGGCGACUCCAACUCCGAUACAGGAGGAUUUUGGGCAGCAUUCCCAUCGCAAAACCCGCCUUUUGGGAUGACUUACUUUAAAAGGCCGGUUGGGCGUGCAACUGAUGGCAGAUUGAUCAUCGACUUUUUGGCACAAGCAAUGGGGCUACCAUUUCUAAGCCCAUAUUUGCAGUCUAUCGGGUCAAAUUACCGGCACGGAUCCAACUUUGCGACAUUGGCAUCGACCGUGCUCUUGCCAAAGACUUCAAUGUUCGUCACGGGAAUAAGCCCGUUUUCUCUCGCAAUUCAGCUCAAACAAAUGAAGCAAUUCGUAGCUGAAGUGGAUCUAAAAAAUCGCUCUUUAGGUGUCGACAAACUUCCUCGACGCGGCGUGUUCAAAAAAUCCCUCUACACAUUUUACAUAGGGCAAAAUGACUUCACUGGGAACUUAGCAUCUUUUGAAAGUGUCAAGAAAAUUUUGCCUGAAGUAGUUUCUCAAAUUGGGAGUGCUGUAAAGGAAAUUUAUGCGUUAGGGGGGCGUACAUUUUUUGUUUUCAAUCUAGCACCGGUGGGUUGCUAUCCAUCGCUCUUGAUGGCGCUCCAUCAAAACAGCUCGGACAUUGACUUGUUCGGAUGUCUGAUCUCUUACAACAAUGAAGUUAUCAACUACAACAAUAUGCUUAAGGAAGAAAUGAAGAACACGAGAAAAGAUCUACACGGCGCGCAUGUUAUAUAUGUCGAUAUACAUUCCAUCAUGCUCGAGCUCUUCCGGCACCCAACAUCUUAUGGGUUGAAAUACGGAACCACGGCGUGUUGUGGACAUGGAGGUGGCGCUUACAAUUUCGACCCGAGAGUUUAUUGUGGGAAUACGAAGAUUAUUGAUGGGAUAAAUGUGACGGCGAUUGCAUGUGAUGAUCCGUAUAACUAUGUGAGUUGGGAUGGGAUUCACGCGACCGAAGCCGCUAACAAAAUUGUGACAAAAGCCAUUCUUGGCGGAUCUUACUUUGAUCCUCCUUUCGAUCUUCAUAAGCUUUGCGAUAUAAAGCCCAUUGGUUGACGACUCUUUUCUAUGAGUUUCCAGGUCUCAAAGGGAGACUAUAUAUGAGUUUGUAUGUGGUUCGGGGUAUUUUCGGUAUUUUUUUAGUGCACGUCAUGAAUUUAUAAUAAUAAUAAUAAUGAAUGAAUGAGAAUAUGCAUUGAAUGUGAUAUUGUAUAUAUAUUAAA
Messenger RNA from Andrographis paniculata, 1414 nucleotides. RefSeq names its product GDSL esterase/lipase At4g01130-like. The coding region runs from base 84 to 1247 and encodes 387 amino acids. Lineage: Eukaryota; Viridiplantae; Streptophyta; Magnoliopsida; Lamiales; Acanthaceae. The record is from RefSeq and is a predicted model, not a curated record. Gene Ontology annotation, molecular function: hydrolase activity, acting on ester bonds. The transcript is spliced from 5 exons.